ACAACGGAACCUUGCCAAGGAAAUUGAGGUGGACGCGAAGAAAAGGGGUGUUAAGUGGAUCACUGACAGAAGCUUGGCGUAUAAGCUCAUAGGAGAGUGGAUAUCUAGUCAGGGUGCUCGCAACAACGCACACAUUGACCAAGACUCGUUCGCCAUGCUGGAUCUGAUUGGCAGCGGUAACUUCAGUGACGUGUACAAGGCCGUCACUUUCAUUGGCUCAUCUGCCGUCAUAUGCUCUGUGAAAGUCAUGAAAACCCAAGACCCCGGCGCCCAGUUUGAAUUCGAACGUGAAGUCGAAUUGCUGUCCAGUCUGUUCCAUCCAAAUGUGGUGCUGGUCUUCGGGCGGU
This is a messenger RNA of Sphaeroforma arctica JP610, 347 nucleotides long. RefSeq lists its product as hypothetical. The transcript is spliced from 2 exons. Gene Ontology annotation, biological process: protein phosphorylation. The annotation marks the transcript as partial. NCBI's taxonomy places the organism in Eukaryota, Ichthyosporea, Ichthyophonida. The record is from RefSeq and is a predicted model, not a curated record. Gene Ontology annotation, molecular function: ATP binding; protein kinase activity.